Messenger RNA from Monomorium pharaonis (pharaoh ant), 1391 nucleotides. RefSeq names its product odorant receptor 94a. The transcript is spliced from 5 exons. Gene Ontology annotation, molecular function: odorant binding; olfactory receptor activity. The coding region runs from base 199 to 1311 and encodes 370 amino acids. Gene Ontology annotation, biological process: sensory perception of smell; detection of chemical stimulus involved in sensory perception of smell. The record is from RefSeq and is a predicted model, not a curated record. Lineage: Eukaryota; Metazoa; Arthropoda; Insecta; Hymenoptera; Formicidae. Gene Ontology annotation, cellular component: plasma membrane.
AUUUUUUUAAUUGCAUAAAAGAUAUAUAUAGUUCAAAAAUAGAUUUUUGGAAAAGUACACUAUCUUUUCUUUAAAUUACUAUAAUCCUCAUUAACACAUUUUCUUCGUUCUUAAAAGAGAAGUAUUUCAAAUCACGAUAAACAAUAAUGUAAUGUUAAUAGUAUAUUAUAUAAGCUAAUUUGCAUAAAAAAAGCUCAAAUGCACUUGAUGAAAUUUACACUCAUAAUUUGCGCGCUUGCUGGAUGUUGGCAGCCGCUUAUGUGGACAUCGCUGUUUAAACAUAUAAUUUAUAAGGCUUAUGCAAUGUUUUUAAUCUCCUCAUUAUAUAUAUUUCUGUUUUCUCAAUUUGUACAUGUCAUAUUAAACGUCGGCAGUUCUGAUGAAUUUACCGAUGCCUUGUAUAUGAUGUUGACAGUAUUCGUAGCAGGUUACAAACAGAUUUAUUUGUGGGUAGAUCACAAGAAUAUCAUGGCAACAAUAAAUGUCCUUCUUGAGAAACCUUUUGCACCAUAUGAAGCACACGAACUAAUGAUUCAGGAAAAAUUUGAAAAAAGGAUACGGAACAAUACGCGUAGAUAUUUAAUCAUCGUUAUGAUAUCGAUCAUAUCGAUAAUAUCAAUGUCUAUCUCCAUAGAUUUUAUGAGAAGAAACUUGACAUAUAAAGCAUGGAUACCAUUUGACUACUCGUCUCCUGCUAUCUAUUUUGUUGUAUACAUUCACCAAUUAAUAGCUAUGUCAACCUCUGGUAUAGUAAAUGUAGCUUGCGAGAGCUUACUUUGUGGAUUCAUGCUACACAUUUGCUGCCAAUUUGAAAUUCUGGGGUAUCGAUUGACAAAACUCACGCAUGACCAAAAUAAUAUACGCAACUAUGUUUGUCAUCACAACCGCAUUUUUGAAUACGCAUAUACAGUGAAUAAUAUGUUCGCGAAGAUAAUUGCUAUCCAGUUUGCUGUGAGCAUGUUAGUAGUGUGUUCGAAUUUAUAUAAAUUAGCUAUGACGACCGAUUACAUGAAUUUUAUUCCACUGAUGAUGUAUACGAGUGCUAUAUUAAUGCAAAUUUUCAUUUUAUGCUGGUUUGGAAAUGAAGUUAAAUUAAAAAGUCUUCAAUUGAUGAAUAACAUUUUUGACAUAGAAUGGUCGGCGCUUAGUAGUAGCAACAAGAAACAUCUCUUAUUAAUUAUGAAGCGUACGAUGAUCCCCGUUGAAUUUACUAGUGCGCACAUAGUUUCGAUGAAUCUUGAAUCAUUCGUAGCUUUGCUUAAGAUGUCAUAUUCGAUUUUCAAUUUGUUACAUCAAACAAAUGAAAAAUAGAAUUAACUGAUAAAAAUUGUCGUUCACAUUUACUUCAUUUCAACAUUUAAAAGAAAUGUUAAAAUGUAGAAAUAAAUAUU